GUUUAGCAGAGAGGUUUCAGCUCAGCAGUUGCAUUCGCCGGAAACUUCCUUCUCCUCGAAACAUUCAGCGGCACCAACCAUGAUCAUUCCGGAGAAGAACCGCAAAGAUAUCUCCAAAUACCUCUUUCAAGAGGGAGUCUUGUAUGCUAAGAAAGAUUAUAACUUGGCGAAGCAUCCGUUAAUUGAUGUACCGAAUCUGCAAGUAAUUAAGCUCAUGCAAAGCUUCAAGUCAAAGGAGUACGUUAAAGAGACCUUUGCGUGGAUGCAUUACUACUGGUACCUUACCAAUGAUGGUAUUGAGUUCCUCAGAACUUACCUCAACCUUCCAUCUGAGAUUGUCCCUGCAACUCUGAAGAAGUCUGCCAAACCCCUUGGCAGGCCCAUGGGUCCUCCAGGGGAAAGGACUCGUGGACCAUCUAGAUUUGCCGAUGGAGAGAGGAGAGACAGGGAAGGGUACCGUGGAGGCCCUAGAGGUCAACCUGGCGAUUUUGGUGGUGAGAAGGGAGGAGCUCCAGCUGAUUACAGGCCAGCCUUCAGUAGUGGUGGUGGAUCUGGGAGGCCUGGCUUUGGACGUGGUGCUGGAGGCUUUGGUGGCGGUGCACCCCCAAGCUAAAACAUUUUGUUUGUGUUUUUAUUGGCCAUUGCAACUUAGAUAAUCCAAUCAAACAUUUUGAAUGUUCAAUCACCUGUUUAAAUAUUUUCACUUGUGUUAUUAAAACUUAUUGUUUGCGCUUUUCUUGCUGUAUUUUCUACAUCUCAAUUUCUGGUGUUUCUAUUACAGUAUCACAUAAGUUCAUUUCUAACACCAAACUCAAGUCCUUGGUAUCUUGCGUUUUCCAUAUCUGGAUGAGAUUUUGA
This is a messenger RNA of Cuscuta europaea, 858 nucleotides long. The record is from the annotation of a GenBank genome assembly. Lineage: Eukaryota; Viridiplantae; Streptophyta; Magnoliopsida; Solanales; Convolvulaceae.